Messenger RNA from Pogoniulus pusillus (Red-fronted tinkerbird), 3352 nucleotides. RefSeq names its product solute carrier family 12 member 8 (gene SLC12A8). Gene Ontology annotation, molecular function: potassium:chloride symporter activity. The transcript has 13 exons. Gene Ontology annotation, cellular component: membrane. Gene Ontology annotation, biological process: cell volume homeostasis; chloride ion homeostasis; chloride transmembrane transport. The record is from RefSeq and is a predicted model, not a curated record. The coding region runs from base 1 to 2184 and encodes 727 amino acids. Lineage: Eukaryota; Metazoa; Chordata; Aves; Piciformes; Lybiidae.
AUGUUCAACGGUGCCAGAAGUGAGGGAUAUGUCCAAGAGCUAUUUCAUGAGGAAGCACAGCAGGUAUCUCAAAUGCAGACCAAGCCCUGGUGGAAGAUCCAGCUGUUUGUGUGGGAGCCGGUGCUUUUUGGAACGUGGGAUGGCGUCUUUACCUCCUGCAUGAUCAACAUUUUUGGAGUGGUUCUUUUCCUGAGGACAGGAUGGCUUGUGGGAAACACUGGCAUUGUAAUGGGCAUGUUUCUGGUGUCCUUUGUCAUCCUGGUUGCCCUGGUGACAGUUUUAUCUGGAAUUGGGGUGUGUGAGAAGUGUAGCGUCGGAAGUGGAGGAGUCUACUCCAUGAUUUCUACUGUCCUUGGCGGUCAAGUAGGGGGGACCAUUGGCCUCCUUUAUAUUUUUGGCCAGUGUGUUGCAGGUGCCAUGUACAUCACUGGCUUUGCAGAGUCCAUUGCAGGUGUCCUAAACCUCAGCAACAUUUGGGCCGUGCGUGGGAUAUCCCUGUUUGUCCUGCUGGGCCUGCUGGGGAUCAACCUGGCUGGAGUGAAGUGGAUCAUCAGGCUGCAGCUCCUACUGCUCUUCCUACUGGCUGUCUCAACACUGGACUUCGUCAUUGGGUCCUUUACACACCUUGAUCCAGAAAACGGUUUUGUUGGCUACUCCGAAGAGCUUAUGUUCAACAACACACUGCCGGACUACAGCCAGGGGGAGUCCUUCUUCACUGUUUUUGGAGUGUUCUUCCCAGCUGCCACAGGUGUGAUGGCUGGGUUCAAUAUGAGUGGAGAUCUCCAGAAGCCUGCUACCAACAUCCCCCUGGGGUCCCUUGCUGCUAUUGGCACCUCGUGGUUCCUGUACAUGGUCUUUGUUUUUUUGCUGGGAGCCAUUUGUACCCGUCAGUCACUCCGCUAUGACUUCAUGAUUGCAGAGAAGGUGUCCUUGGUGGGUUUCUUGUUUUUGCUGGGGUUGUAUAUCUCAUCCUUGGCCUCCUGCAUGGGAGGGUUGUAUGGAGCACCCAGGAUCCUGCAGUGCAUCGCCCAGGAGAAUGUCAUCCCUAUGCUUGCCUUCCUUGGACGUGGGAAAGGACCCAACAAGACUCCAGUGGCUGCAAUUUGCUUAACAAGUCUCAUCACCAUGGCUUUCGUCUGCAUUGGACAAGUGAAUGUUCUUGCUCCCAUAGUCACCAUCAACUUCAUGUUGACAUAUAUUGCUGUAGACUAUUCUUAUUUCUCAGUCUCCUUGAGCUACAACAUCCAGCAGAAACCUGACGAGACCCAGAUGGAAAAUGCUGGACCUGCUCACUCUUCCCAGCCUUUAAUUUUCAACAAGUCUUCCAGCCGUGCAGCAGAUGGAGUAAUUCAGAGCAGAUCAAAUGGCACCUUGCUGGAAUUCACAAAAGACAUGGACCAGCUUUUUAAACCCUUUCGUAGCCAGCCAGCUACUUGGAAAAAAGGAGCUGAGCACUCAUCUCAAAAGGUCAAACAAAAGAAGGCAAAGAAGCCAGCCAAGCAGACAUUGCAAGACAGCUUCCUCCUGGAUCUCCAGCAUGAUGCUACCCCAUCUCAGCAUGGCUGGGAUGAGACUGUGGAGCCCUACAGUGAAUGCAGACAGGACCUGGCUGAACAGGGCCAUUGGCAUGACAUGGGUCCAUGUUCAUCACCUGCUGCAGAUGCCCAGGGGACAUCUGGGCUGCUGGAUCUGGGGGAGCAGCUCUGCGAGGUGCAGGGGUUCUCAGGCCAGAGGGCAGAAGACUUCUCUAUGAGGCAACAAAGUCCAGAGCUGGAAAUUCAGCAAAUACCAGAAUCCUUCUACUCCAAAUUCUGUAAUCAUUGGGUUUCCUUUGCUGGUGCCAUCAUGUCCCUCAUCAUAAUGUUUGUCAUUCAGUGGAUCUACACCCUUGUCCUCCUGGGUGCAGCAGUGAUGCUGUAUGUCUACAUUGGCCAAGUGAGCCCAGGACUCCCCCUUGGAGCAGCAGCAAGUUUCAGUUUCUUCAGUUGGAUUAAGUCGAUUUUGAUCACCUCAUGCAGGAGAAGGCCAUCUCCCAAGGAGCAGAUCGUGGUGACACCAUCCCUUGCAACAGUUGGCAUGGAGACCACGCAGCUCACCGAGGAGAACGCAGACUUUGCCUCACGGGACCGCUAUCACCAGUCCUCGCUCAUCAGCGGAGAGCAAUUUGGGAAACAGUUCCAGUGAAGGACGCAGCAAAAACCAAGGCAUUACUUCAAAAAGCAUUUAGAAAUGCUAAUGGCUGCCAUGGUGCCUUGUGAAAUACUUGAACAUACAGGAAAAGGACAUGGAUAGUUAGUUAUAUAUUCAAGGCUUGUUUGUUUAUGCAAACUAGAACACUGUUGGGUUUCAAAUCUUAUCCAGAAUGAGGGGUAAAAGUGCAAAUGAAAGGGCCAGUCUGGGGAAGUGAUGAGUUACUCAGGACAAUAUAAUCCUUUUAAAGAAUUCCAUUAUUAGCACUAUUGAACUCUAAAGACCAUCGCUGCUAUAAAAGCCUACAACACCCCACUGCAGAUGUCCCCUGGGUGACUGGGGAUGCUUUGCGCCUGGAAGCUGUGACCUCAGCAGCAGCAGCCAGCACCCUGCUCCCAGCUGUGCUGUGGAUGGAUGUGACCUUCCAGGUCAAUUCACUUCUCCUCUCGGCAUGAAUUUGCCUGCUUGUAAUACAGUAAUUUUCUACCUCAGUAUUUCAAUUACCAAGGUCUUAGAAGGUAGUUAAGUCAUUAGACAAUAGGCCAGAAUUGGUGGUGAGUGCAAGAAGAUUACAAAAUAUAUCCACAACUAGAAUCAAGCCUGCAGUAAUGCAGUAUAAAGGCCUCUACUGUGAAACUGUGAAAUGAUGUCUUAGAAGCUGUUCAGAGUGAUUUCCCACAUCCUUUCUGAUGUGACGUCUGGGACCUGACAGCGUAGCUGUGUCCAAACAGAGAGACAGAUGAUUCAGAAGUGCCUUAACAAAAUACACUUAAAGCCACCCCACAGCAAUCUCCCACAAGUAGCCAUUUCUUUUGCUGCCGUGAUCUGAAAUGUAGGGAGGUUCAGCUGGGGAUGCUGCAGGAUUUCCUGCACUGACUUUAGGAUUGGUGGGCAGAGCUUAUGGCAUGAGGUAAGGUCCUGCAUGAGCACCUCUGUCACCAUUGCUUCUGUCCCCUAGGGAAAAGCCCUCUGCUAAGCAUGGUCCUGCCUGCAGGCAGCAGCCUUUUGAGAGAGACCUGGGGAGGUGUGCAGGUCCCAGCAGCACAGAUCAGUUCUGAUGCUACAAGGACAGGGAAAUUGCUACCUUUAACUUCCUUUUAUCUCUGAUCAUUUCAGCCUGUAGAUUAUUUAUUUCUCUUUUUGUGCAAUAAAAGUUUCAGAC